Molecule: messenger RNA, 889 nt
Organism: Oryzias latipes (Japanese medaka)
Lineage: Eukaryota; Metazoa; Chordata; Actinopteri; Beloniformes; Adrianichthyidae
Product: protein jagunal homolog 1-B
Biological process (GO): granulocyte colony-stimulating factor signaling pathway; endoplasmic reticulum organization; vesicle-mediated transport
Cellular component (GO): endoplasmic reticulum membrane
Source: RefSeq, a predicted model, not a curated record
UCAGCAACCAAAACGUCACGCUUGCUUCACAUUUUGGUUCCUCCCUCUUUGAGGUAGCUCUGUUGUAGCUGCUGUUAGCCUGCAUUCAUAUCGGUAAAUGUUGUUUAUGCUUUUCAAGUAAUAAACGAUCCCAUCACCAUGGCCUCUCGAGCAGGUCCAAGAGCGGAGGGUACAGAUGGCAGUGACUUUCAGCACCGGGAGCGGGUCGCGUCUCAUUACCAGAUGAGCGUUUCCUUGAAGUCGGAAAUCCGCAAGCUCAACAUUGUCCAUCUCCUGAUCUGGGUUCUAAUGGCCGCCCAGGUGAUAGCUAGCCAGCUGAGCUUGGUGUCGCACAAAGUGGUGGCCUCUCCUUAUCAAUGGGAGUAUCCCUACCUCCUCAGCAUCAUCCCCACAGCCUUCAGCUUUUUGGCGUUGCCCCGCAACAACAUCAGCCACCUGGUCAUCUCCAUGAUCAGCGCCGGGCUCUUUUGCGUCGCUCCCCUAAUCUACGGCUCAAUGGAGAUGUUCCCCGUUGCCCAGCAGCUGUUCCGCCACGGCAAAGCGUACCGCUUCAUCUUUGGCUUCUCGGCGGUUUCAGUCAUGUACCUGGUGAUCGUCAUCGCCGUGCAGGUGCACGCCUGGCAGAUCUACUACAGCAAGAAGCUGCUGGAUCAGUGGUUCACCACCACGCAGGACAAGAAGAAGAAGUAGUGACGUCGCUUCAGAUUUCCAAGCAUUUUGGACACUUCAGUGAGAAUUCUUGUGGAAGCCAUUCAGGAGAAGAGACUUAAAUGCUGCUAGCAUCUGUUUAUGCUAAUAGACGGUGGUGAUUUCAAAAUCAGUCCUUGGCCAACCUGUGAUUCAUUCCAAUGAGUUUUGUUUGCCAUUUCAUUAAAAAAGAAAAAUGUUG